Molecule: messenger RNA, 2940 nt
Organism: Aspergillus vadensis CBS 113365
Lineage: Eukaryota; Fungi; Ascomycota; Eurotiomycetes; Eurotiales; Aspergillaceae
Exons: 3
Coding region: 1-2940 (979 amino acids)
Source: RefSeq, a predicted model, not a curated record
AUGUCCCACAAAACAAUGCGAAGGCCUCGCCGACGAUCAUUCAGUCUCCCAUAUAACCGUACUAGCUCGUAUGGAUUGCACAGAAGAAGGAGUUCCGAAGCUUCGUUGCGUUUGUGCCCUACUGAAAACGUGGAACAUGUGCGAAAAGCUGUAUAUAACAUUAUCUUGGAACGCCUUGCCCAAGAAGGUGUUGAUACGGGAAAUGUCGUAUCGCAGCUGCUGCAGCAUUGCCUUCCAACUGUCCUUGAUGGUGGUCUGUGGGAGCGAAUCUUAUAUACACCGAUGAGGGUAACUGAUGGGGAGCUUUUGCAAGCUCUACACCUGCAAACACCUAGCGAAACAGUCAUGCCCGCGGAUAAGUAUCAACGAAUGACAUUGUAUGUGCGAUCCUUCCAGAUGACAGUGAGCGAACUUCAAUGCAUUGUCGAGAAGUUUCAGGAUGCGGGGCUUGUCUAUGCGAAGAACGAUAUUUGGCUCGAAGCUAUGGAUGUUAUGAAUCCUAACGACUUCGUGUACCUCCGAUAUGUUGGAAGCACGACUCGGGGGCCCCGCCAACGCCACCAUGAGGACCUCGUAACACGAAAAUCCGGAUUUUUAUCCAAAUUCCUUACAUUUCUGGACUGUACUUACCCCACGAUAAUUGACUCCGCAGCGCUCUAUGUUUUCCCGGAUUGGCUGAGCUUUGAGGUUCCGGAAGCUUGUCAGCAUACAGAACUGAUGGAACAAGCGUGCAUCUCCUUACUUGGUUUUCCAUCUCUUCUCAAUCAAACAAUUACUGCUGUUGAUGACUUCCCACUGAAGGGAGAUGAUAAAUAUCGCAGCUUGUUUGGGGCAUUGGAGACCGAGACAAUCUCACGUUUAUCCCCGCUGCACUUCGAAGCUUUCACAGGGAGAACACAAAUUGCAGCCUGGGCUGACAAAAUUCAGGACUAUGCCCGAUGCCACAGAGUAACGGUCUCUCUUUUUAGGAACAAGUAUUAUGACUUCCCAGAUACCCUCAAAGAGAUGAUGAUCACUCAAUCCAUGCCUUCAUUAUUGAAGGGAAAAUUUGUUCUUCUUCUAACUGUAGGAGGCGGUAUCAGCCGUAAAUGCUAUCAGAACAGCCAGGGCUUUUAUACAGGUAGUAGCAACUCCGCCUCAAUAAUCAAGUCCUACAUAAAUAGGCUUUGGUCCUGGGAGCUGAAGGGGAGGGUGCCAACAUUUAAUAUAGACAAUCUCAUCACCGCUGGUGCCCUUCCGUUCGUGGAUCUGUGUCCCUGGCACAAAGCUGAAGGACCGGAUCUUCUAGCAGCUGCUAGCUUUUUACAAAGAUAUGUUAUGAUAGUUCGGCCACUUAUCAUUCUCACCAUGUCUGCAAGAGCCUCAUCCACCGUGGCUUCUGGUUUCCUUCAUCCCUUCGGCUACCCGUCUUCUUGCCGAUUUUGGUCAGAAGUCGGCCGACUAAGGUUGGUACACUACGACGGGGUGCAUAGCAUUCAGCUUCCAUGCUUCCACCCUGGCCAAGGCCGGUUUUCUAUCAAGCCAGAGAUAUUCACUCGAGUACUGGAUAUGACGCUAUGGGUCCUACUUGUCACGAUUUCUACGACCCUUGACUCUGCAGAGACAUUUCAGGAUAAUAGCAGAGAAGCUUGGUGUGAGCAUAUUAAACACCAGGUUGAGAGGAUCCUUUCUGAACAGCGCUUUUACGAGACGUUCGAUCAUCUGAAGAAAAAGCUCCAUAAUGAGCGACCCAAAAGGGCGAAAAUGGUGUUGGAUGCUCGCAACAGAUCUAGGAUAGCAGUCGCGACUCGAAAAGACGUGGAUCGUUUUGUAUACAGCGGAUUCGCAGCCGGUGAUGCCAUGUCAGACCGCCGCAGACAGCAGGCAUAUCGCCUCUGGACAAUGAAUAUUCCCGAGCUGCAUGUUCAUAUUGGACGUGAUAAUUCACAUGACUGGUUCUUGUGGGCCAAUUCUGUCGAAACCGGGAGGUCUUUUUUUGUUGAUGCCAUCGUAAGAGCAAUGAGCCCAUCAUUCACCUCAGACGAUAAGGGAAACUGGCCUAGUGACCACAAACCAAUAUGUUUCAAGCGCUCAUAUUCGAUACUAUCUGAUGGAAUCCAGGAGCUAAUUGAGGCAAUAGUGCUGUAUCGAGAUGAAUUGAUAUCGGCCGCGGAAAUCAUAGAAGAAGUCACUUCUGAACUUUCGAGGAAUCUUGUCGUCUGGCAGUGGGUUCAUAUCGCCAGGAUGACUGAACUAGCAUCGGAGGACAGAGGGCCCCGUUUCAAGCCAGUGUAUUUGUCACAGCUCAACGCCACAGAAAUCUUUAUCUGGAAGAAUUGCACCUUCGGAAUCUACUGGGUAGAUGCCCUUGGGGAAAAUCACAAAUUUGUCAUGUGCGCUCCUCAGUCCAGCCAGAAACAUAACGGUACCUGGAGGAAAUUCAUAUUCUUUACGAAAGAUGGAAUCGAUGUGCGGGAUGAAGCGGGAUCUUCGUGCUUGAGCUACAGCGGUUCGCUAGGACCUCGUAAUCUAGUCACCUUCCCAGUCCAGCGCCUUUCAAACUGCCAAGCAACUGCUUCACAAAGCCGUGACCUAAUCUAUCUAUGGCAGCUAGAGACCGGAUUAGACUGGAAUAUGACCAUCAAUCAAAUGAACGGGGCCUCGAUUAAGAGCUCCAGACCACACGAUUCUCAAUCUCUCCCAAAUAGCUUUUUUGUUGGGAAGGGAAGAGAACUAAUUCGAGCAAAUUGGCACGGUGACAAACUUCAGCCAUACCAACAGCCACCCCAGCCAGCAGAUGAGACAUGGCUUUUGCUGGGAUGUCUGCAGGAGCAUUGGCCAGCAGGGGGCACGUUGUUUAUCGGAGACCCCGUGAAAUGGCCAGCAAGGGCGGAUGACAAUAUAUGGGUCCAUCUUCAAGAGUGCGUUCAAUUUCCAGAGCCCUAUAGACGAGGCUUGUAA